GCUGCCACUGUGUGCGGUGGAGAGUGGGGGUGGAGAGGAGAGAGAGAGGGUGAGCAGGAGUGAGCAGGAGCUCGCAACCCAUUUCAUUUCGCUUCGCAGACGAGCGCAGCAACACUGCACUUGCACAGCCGUGCAAAGGAGACGAGGAAGGAUCAGCGCCGCUUGCUUGGGAGGUCGGGGCACGGCAGAGGAAGGCUCGUACACCCGCAGCUGAUCGUACACAUCCAGUAGCACGCCGGGGCUGGACGCCCUCCCGAGACAUCCCCUCGCUGAGGCCCUGAGCGGCGUCUCGCAGCCUGUACGAGGCUUUGACGGAUUGCAAGCCUCUCGCUCCAGACCUCGCUGACCGUCCGUCCGCUCAGACCGCAGCCUAACCCACGAGCCUGAGAACGUGAGCUUCCGCCCUUGCCCCACACAACUCUUUGCAACAUGAAUUUCCUGCGCCGACGACUCUCCGACAGCAGCUUUGUGGCUAACUUGCCGAAUGGCUACAUGAUGGACCUGCAGCGGCCGGACAGCUCCCCGGUGUCACCGGCCCCUGAGCGCCGGCAAUCAUCCGCCCCCUCCACAGGCACUGGCAUCCUCAGCUCCAUCACCAACGUCGUCAAGCAGACCACAGCAGCCGCUGCGGGGCUGGUGGAGCAGUCGGGGAAUGCUCCCCCUGCCGCCCAGGGCCCCCCCGCCGUCCGCAAGCCCAAGAUCCUCCUGGUGGUGGAUGAUGCCCACACGGACUGGGCCAAAUAUUUCCGCAGCAAGAAGGUACUGGGAGACUGCGAGAUCCGUCUGGAGCAGGCAGAAUUCUCAGAGCUGAACCUGGCAGCAUACGUGAACGCCGGAUGUAUGAUUGACAUGCAGUUGUUCAGGAACGGGACACGGGUAGUGAGGUCCUUCAAGCCUGACUUUGUCCUGAUUCGGCAAUAUGCCUACAACAUGGCUCAGGGCGAGGACUACCGUAAUCUUAUCGUCGGCCUGCAAUACGGCAAGGUGCCUACUCUCAACUCCCUCCAGUCCAUCUACAACUUCUGUAACAAGCCAUGGAUGUUCUCCCAUCUGAUAAAGAUUCAGCAGUCGCUGGGUGCGGAGAAGUUCCCGCUGAUCGACCAGACCUUCUUCCCCAACCACAAGGAGAUGCUGACAAUUCCCAGUUUCCCAGUGGUGGUAAAAUUGGGACAUGCUCACGCAGGCAUGGGAAAGGUCAAGGUUGAAAACCAUUAUGACUUCCAGGACAUUGCCAGUGUUGUGGCUCUGGCCAAAACCUAUGCAACCACCGAGCCGUUCAUCGACUCCAAAUACGACAUCAGAAUUCAGAAGAUCGGGAACAAUUAUAAAGCUUACAUGAGGACCUCGAUUUCAGGAAACUGGAAAGCAAACACUGGCUCCGCUAUGCUGGAACAAGUGGCCAUGACAGAACGCUACAGAGUGUGGGUGGACGCUUGCUCUGAGAUGUUUGGUGGCCUGGACAUAUGUGCAGUGAAAGCUGUUCACGGAAAGGACGGAAAGGAUUACAUCAUCGAGGUAAUGGACAGCGCUAUGCCACUGAUCGGAGAAUAUGUGGAGGAGGACAGACAGCUGAUAGCGGAGCUGGUGAUAGGGAAAAUGAACCAGCUUCUGUCAGACUGCCCUGCAGCCUCCCAGCAGAGAGAAAGUGGACUGACACUGGGCCAGCCUCAGCAACUCCAGCCACAGCCCACAAAGUCUCAGAUGCAGCCUCAGCCAGGAGCUGUCUCUCAGUGGGGGCAGCCAGCCCAAUCUCGUCCAUCCCCUCAAGGAAGCCCAAGGCAACCCCAGAGCCCUCAGGUCCAGCGUUCCAGCUCAGUGUCACAGCAAAGACUUUCUCCACAAGGCCAGCAGCCCCAAAACCCCCAGCCCAGCACCAGCCAGCAAGAGAAGUCCCCAGGUUCGGGAUCUCCGAAGCAGGUCAAGUCCGCGGGCACUUCCCCAAACCAGUCAUCCAAGCCUGGGCCCUUCCCUUCUCCGCAGCCCAGGCCUCCUGCUCAGGGUCAGGCUCUUUCUCAGCCAGGGUCUGGAGCCGCAGCACAGCAGCACAGCACAGCACCUCACCCGCACCUCAAUAAAUCACAGUCCCUGACAAACAGCUUCAGUGUUACUGAGGCUCCUCAACGCUCUGGGGCCAAUGAAGACGAAGCGAAAGCUGAGACCAUUCGGAACCUGAGGAAGUCCUUCGCUAGCCUGUUUUCAGACUAAGUCUUUGCAGUGUUCUCACGCCCAGCUCCAAGGAGUGAGAACCUGUGGGAAACCCAGUGCCUGGCCUCACCCUUCUUUACAGGGCAACGGGAAUGUGGUUGGAUACAUCUGGGAUUUCGGGCAUGAGUGCCAGUGACACGAAGGAAGUUUAAUUUAUAGACAGCAAGCUGUAAUGUGAGUUCCUGUUUUCUUACUAAACCAAAAGGGCGGUUUAAAAAACACCUGUCAGAUGUAAGUGUGUGUGGUGUGAUUAACUGUGCACUUUAUCUCACAAAGCAAUUUUUCUGAGUGUUGUACUGGAUGCAGUCAUCAAAUACGGAAUGACCACCUACCUGAACUUCUGGUUUUAUUUCCUCCAGUUUUACUCUCCUCCCCUCCUGAAUACCAUCUUACUUAGUACAGGAGUACAAUGCCACAAGUACUUGAACGUCCGUCCUUCCAGUGUGAGCCUUUACGAUGAGUGUUAGUAAGCUAUUUGAUCUUGUUCUUACCUGACAUCAACACACUGUUCAGGAUGGGGCACAGGAUUGUACCUAAGUGGGAGGAAUUCUGUUGGUGAAUUCCCUUCCCCUGUCCUUGUCGAGGAGUACUGAAACCAAUGGUGAUGCCUCAGUGUUACCUGGGUUGAGAUCAACUAACUCAGUUAAUACCAGGAAUCAACCCUGAUAUCUAUAUGUCUAAAACCCUUCAGAGAAAUCUGUCCCACCGCCCAGCCAAAUAACAUGCUCAGCACUCACCAUUUGGUCUCACACGUGAAUAAAGGCCAAUUGGACAAGGAACCAGAGGAUGCCAACACCAAUGGAACUGUAUCCCAGCAAGUCUCCACUUUCAGUGGAGGGAGCAGAUAACUGGCGCACUAUAUAGAAUGUCAGAUUCUAUUAAAAUCUUAUCUAUGUGCAUAUAUUUAUUUUUCAUUUUUGGUAUUCCCUCCUCGCUCUUCUCUAUUCAAAGACCUACUUGGGGGCCUGGUAAAGGCUCUCUCUUCCUCCCCCCUAUCCAAUCCCCUCCCCAGUGUUAUUAAUAAGUUCAGCAUUGAAGGAACAUAACUCUGCAGAGUCUCAGGUACUGAUGAAACAUGCCCUUCUUGGAGCAGGGAACCGUUGUUCAAAAUCAAGAGGCUGGUAAUAACAGGAAGGUUCUGCUCUGCCUAUAAGUGUUCACUCUUCUCUUUCCGUCGUCAGAUUUCUGCAGUUUAUUUAUCAAUCAACCAGUAAAUUAAUGUUGUGAUGAGGAAGAGCGUUGUGCUUGUGCAAGUCUCUGGAUCUUCUGCUCUGUGUCGUUGUGAUGUACUGGAGUAAGAUUACACUUUUUUUGAGAAAUAAAGUCAUUUUUGUGCUCUG
Molecule: messenger RNA, 3545 nt
Organism: Callorhinchus milii (elephant shark)
Lineage: Eukaryota; Metazoa; Chordata; Chondrichthyes; Chimaeriformes; Callorhinchidae
Product: synapsin-3
Exons: 14
Coding region: 430-2205 (591 amino acids)
Biological process (GO): neurotransmitter secretion
Cellular component (GO): synaptic vesicle; synaptic vesicle membrane
Molecular function (GO): ATP binding
Source: RefSeq, a predicted model, not a curated record